AUGUCAAACCAGGAGCAUUCGCGCAGUAAAACCCCGUCUGGGCAGAAAGACACUGAUUUUGAUUUUGUGUCCUUUCUACGGACCCGAUCGAGUAGUUCCGUAUCUUCUUCCAAGCAGGUGCGGCCAUAUUCGCUGUCGAUGCACACGGAGGACUACUAUUACGCACCGAAACCCAAACACCUGCGCUCGGCGCAGCUUCUGCGGGUUCUGGGGUCCUCUUUCGACCCGUUCUGGAUGUCCAUAGAACGCCCAGCCGAAGCAGGGGUCUGGACGUCAAAGGAGGGAAGCAUCGACACCGAAGCCUGGGGUGGUCCAAAUGCACCCCUACCAAACGCCAAAAACAAGGGUUUUAACGUCAGCGCGUCUCCCGAGCUGUCUGAAGGUGCAGCGCGCUACCAAAAGAAACUAGAAAAGGACGCAGAAGAUUUGGACUUCCGUGAGCUUCCCGCGGAGGUUGCCAGCACGGUGCGUGACUGGCUGGUGCGCUCCGCUACCUGUAGACUGCGCUACCGGUGGGUGAAUCUGGCUCCGGUUUUUUGGCCCCCCUGGAUGCGCCACACAGACUGUGAACAUUUAAGCGAUUCGCGGAGUUGUUCUUUCCCGAGCGGAAUGACGUGCCAGAGGGCGCAAACCACACAGAUAAAGAUUCUGGCCUGGCACUGUUGGGGAAGCGAGGAGGUGGGAGGGAUAAAUAGGGGAACUGUGGUUGUGGGAGCAGGUGUAACAGGCGGCAAAAGAUGUUUGUGGAGGCAGGUGCCUUAUCCCGUGGUAACAGCGUGUAAAUGUUCAUGCAAAUAGUUUGUUUGAUCACUGUAAAUCACUAACGUGAAGCCUAUUUUGGUCAAGUCAAUUGAGUCUACGUAGUUGUAGACAUGGAACGAGGUGUUUUGCUUUUAAUGAUCAGUUUAUCCAGUCUUAAAAUGACCUGUGUGAAUUUAUCAUACUUUUUUUGAGCAAAUAUAUUUUCUUAGUGUUGAAUAUAAGUGUUGAGAUAUAAUAAACGUUAUAUAUUUGCAAACACGCAUUUAAAUGUGUAAGUUUUCUUAAUAUUU
Molecule: messenger RNA, 1052 nt
Organism: Esox lucius (northern pike)
Lineage: Eukaryota; Metazoa; Chordata; Actinopteri; Esociformes; Esocidae
Product: noggin
Exons: 1
Coding region: 1-798 (265 amino acids)
Biological process (GO): osteoblast differentiation; dorsal/ventral pattern formation; negative regulation of cell differentiation
Source: RefSeq, a predicted model, not a curated record